AUGGCUUCAGUUCCGCCCGAUGAAAUUAUCCCGCCGUCAGCCACAACGCCGGAUGCGAUGUCUGGUGCUAUCAGAGUUGACGGCUCGCCUAAGAUAAAGCGUCACAAAAGGCUGCUCAACCGCCUUCAUCGAAUGUCGUCAACCUCCUCCCUCGAACGACUGGGAAGACACCGCUCGUCUUCAAACAAUAGUCGCCGGAUCGGAAAAGGAUCUAUGUCUUGCGUUUCACUGUCAUCAACGCUCUCGAAUGGACAGUGCUGGGAGAGUUCCAGUUCUUCACAGCUCUAUGGAAGAUCUUCCCGAGGUGCAACUGACUCUAGAAAUGUCGACGAUGAAGAAACUAAUCCAGCACGGAUUAUCGAGACGGAGCUUCUGCCUUUAAAUGGAGUGCAACAGACUUCCAUCCCUCUUCCAACUGAAUUUCGACCACCCUCUCGUGGAUCUCCGUUAAAGUCUUCGCUUGCGCUCGCCGCUGACAUAGAACAAGCCCAUGGUGAAGAGAACAUUAGCGAAAUUCCACCUGAGAAGCAAAAUAUAGAUCAUUGGACUCCCCUUCCCCCGGAGAUCCAACUUCAAAUUCUCAGCUGGCUCACGCCAAAGGAGCUGGCCCAAAGUGCGCGUGUAUCGAAACAAUGGUGCUCACUAUGUUUUGACGGUCAGCUAUGGACGAAUUUUGAUGUUUCGACAUAUUACCGUGAUAUCCCACAGGACGCACUAGUUCAGCUAAUCCUGAAUACAGGGAGCUUUAUCAAACAUCUGAACCUCCGCGGUUGUGUUCAAAUGCGGGAGGCCUGGCUUCAUAGUGGAGAACAAAUUACAAACGCCUGCAGAAAUCUAGCCAGUUUUAACGUUAGAGACACUGAGAUUGAUAAGACAACAUUGACUUUUUUCCUAGUCCGGAAUCCCGGGCUCUUUAAAAUUAACCUGAGCGGGCUCAUGGCAGCUACAAAUUCCGAAAUGGGGGUGAUCGCUAAAAGUUGCCCAUUGUUGGAAUACCUUGAUAUUUCAUGGUGUCCACGGAUCACUAGCAACUCUGGCCUGAGAGAAGUUGUGAAAGCCUGUGGUCAGUUAAAAGAGCUGCGUAUUGGUGAGCUCCAAAUAGCCAAGAAUGAUGGGCUUAUGCAGGCACUAUUUGAUACAAAUCAUCUCGAGACCCUCAGCAUAGCCAAUUGUCCGUAUCUUACGGAUUCGACACUAAAAAUUCUUGUCCAUGGCUCCGAUCCGGAGAUAGAUAUCUUGACUGACCGUGCCAUUGUUCCUGCCCGCAAAUUUAAGCACCUUGAUUUCUCCGGCUGCACUCGUAUUAGCGAUGCUGGAAUUGGAUUUCUCACGGGUUAUGUCCCUGGUCUAGAAAGCCUGCAGCUAUCAUUUUGCACCGGUCUCGAGUGCACUUCCAUCGCGAAUCUUAUUCUCAGCACUCCACGUCUUAUCCGACUGGAGCUUGAAGAGCUGGAAGCCCUCCAGAAUAAUGCCCUGUCUACAUUAUCGAUUGCCCCAUGUGCUCCCACGCUUCAACACCUGAAUGUCAGCUACUGUGAAAACAUUGGAGACCCCAGCAUACUGCAGAUCGUGAGGAACUGCCCCAAUCUAAAAUCUCUGGACCUGGACAACACGCGAGUAUCUGAUUUGGCGCUGAUGGAGCUUUGUUCACAAAUGCGGAAACGGGGAUCUGGUGUUCAGUUGCCUAAAUGUGGAUUGAGACUGGCUGUUUUCGACUGCGGGAAUGUUACUUGGGCUGGUGUUAGGGAGGUCCUUUCCACCAAUACCUACGUUCCACGCUUUGCAGAAGCCGAGGCUAUAACUUCUGGCUCCGAAUCAGAUGCAGAAUCUGAUGUAUCAUCGCCGUCAUCGUCCACUUCAUCACUAACGGUUCUCCAAUCGCCGGCCCCAGUGCAGUCGCCGAGCAAACCUGACAUCUAUCCGAACGAAAUAAUCCAACUGAAAUGCUUUUAUGGCUGGCAACCAACAGUUGACAAGCAUACGAAACGUGUUCUAGCAGGCCACCUUGGCGCUGCCAUGCGUCUUGAGCGUAAAUGGGCGGAUUGCAUGAUUGCUCAUGAAGAGGCUGAGCUUGGCGGCCCAGGUUCCAGACGACGACGACGCAGAGCGCGAAACGCUGAGCUGUUGUAUAAUAUGGAAGACGACGAUGAAGUCGGAUAUGGUUACGGACCGGCAGGGCUAGUUUCUCUCGGAAAUCGCAGAAGAGCAAGGAGCGGUGGAUGUGUUGUUAUGUAA
Ophidiomyces ophidiicola is the source of this 2235-nucleotide messenger RNA. RefSeq lists its product as uncharacterized. Gene Ontology annotation, biological process: SCF-dependent proteasomal ubiquitin-dependent protein catabolic process. The record is from RefSeq and is a predicted model, not a curated record. The coding region runs from base 1 to 2235 and encodes 744 amino acids. Gene Ontology annotation, cellular component: SCF ubiquitin ligase complex. NCBI's taxonomy places the organism in Eukaryota, Fungi, Ascomycota, Eurotiomycetes, Onygenales, Onygenaceae. The transcript has a single exon. Gene Ontology annotation, molecular function: protein binding.